Molecule: messenger RNA, 2609 nt
Organism: Hyaloscypha bicolor E
Lineage: Eukaryota; Fungi; Ascomycota; Leotiomycetes; Helotiales; Hyaloscyphaceae
Product: HET-domain-containing protein
Exons: 3
Coding region: 138-2255 (705 amino acids)
Source: RefSeq, a predicted model, not a curated record
GGAGAUACAUACAAUAUCAGUCUCGGGGAAGCGCUUCAGCUCGCCCAACUUACAGCGAGCCGCGAGACGUGGGCACGACUGAACCCGUCAACGCUGUUGUAAUUCAGGGGUAAUAACAAAUCAAUGUCCUCACUGAAAUGGAGCAACUCAAACGAACCUCUACGGCUAAUUUCACCACCUACAAAUAUACUCAGCUCUCCGAAGGGAACUGCUUUCGCCUCGCCCACAUCCUCCCCGGCAACUACACAGACACCAUAGAAUGCACGCUAAGCACCCACCCCUUAUCCCCAUCCCCAUCCCCAUCCCCAUCCCCAUCAGCCCCCUUCGAAGCCCUAAGUUAUGCAUGGGGACCCCCCGAAAUCACAACCACGAUACAGCUCGACGGCCGCGCCUUCAGUGUGACCACCGGCUUGCACACGGCGCUGCGGCGACUCCGCUGUGCAGACCGCGAGAGGACCGUCUGGAUCGACCAGUUGUGCAUCAGCCAGUCCGAUGACGCCGAGAAGGCGGUGCAAGUAGGGCACAUGGGCCUUAUCUACGAAGCGGCGCAGAGGGUGGUGGUAUGGCUUGGGGACGAGGUAGAGAGCCCCGAGUUUGACUCUGAGCUCGGCGCCGGUGGGAUGACGGUGGAGCAGGCUGAGGCGGAUCCGCGCAACCGUGCGAGGGUCUCUCGGCGGCGGAAGAAUGAUGCAGUCCUUGUGGGGAAGGUCCUUGAGGGUGGUGAGAUGUCCGAUUGGGAGCGAAUUUGUGCUGCGCUCGAUAUGCUGAGGGAUGUGGCGGGAGGGAAGCAUGCGGGCCAGGUGCCAUAUAUCCGUUGGGGUGAGGCAUCGGAGGACUGGGAGCUGGCAAAGGCCGUGUCGGAUGGGAUGAAGCUGCUGCUCAAACGGCGGUGGUGGAACCGCAUCUGGGUCGUACAGGAGACGGUGCUGCCGCGUGAUGUCCUCGUCGUCAUCGGGUCGCAAGUCGUGCCGUGGAUUGUCCUGGGCGAUGCGGCGAGGAACUGGGUGCAGCACUGCCAGUCUUGCUGUAGAUUGUCGUUUGGUUCUAUUCCCCAGGAUCAACAGCGCCCCUUCGUUCGCUUUGCGAGCAUCAUGCAGGGGAUUUUCUUGGCGCGCACGCUCCGGGCGCAGAAGCAGCUCGGCAUCGAGCGCGCAGUGGAGAUGUUCCGCUGCCGCGCGGCGACGGACGACCGCGACAAGGUCUACGGGCUGCUGGGGCUGCUGCCCUCCGACUCGUACGCCGACUGCGACAUCCAACCCGACUAUACAAGCCCUACCAUCGAAGUGUAUGCCCGGCUGGUCAAAAACUGCAUCGACAGCCUGUACGCGCUGCACAUGCUCGUCGACAUCACCAGCGGACGGCCCGAUUUUCCAUCCUGGGUCCCUGACCUCGCUGCGUUUGAGACGGUUGGUGAUGUCGAGGCACGGAGUAGCCUCUAUGAGUUUUACCGUGCGUGGAACUGGUAUACAAAUGCCCGGGUGCAUGAUAAUCGGGUAAUGUCAGUGUCUGGAAUCCGGGUGGAUAGGAUUGCUGUCGUGGGGGAGCAGUUGACGAUGCAUAACGGCUGGGGCAGGACUGGUGCCAUGAUCCAGUCGUGGCACGAUUUGAUGGUUACUCAUGGGGUGGCGGACGAGCCGUACGUUACUGGAGGGACAAGGGAAGAGGCCUUCAUUCGAACAGUGACGGGCGAAUUGAUCGCGACGAACAAUUUAGUCAUUCAGCACCGGCAGCUCGCGGCGAGUUGGCUUUCAAGGUCCUUUUGGAGCGGAGUAUGGAGCCUCGUCAAGGGCUCCAUAUCGAGCCUAUUGUGCUGGACCUCAGAUCCAGAUCCACUGGAGUUUGAGACCAGGCGGUCCGGCCCCGAGGAUUGGGGGCUGUUUUCGCGCUGGCUGGCCCGCAUCAAAGCCGUCCAGCCCAACCGGUGCGACCACGGCGACCCGGCCACGGACCCGUCGUUUGGCUUCACGCUGACCAUCCCGAACACCUGCGACGAACGCCGCUUCUACAUGACGGAGAGCGGGUAUAUGGGUGUGGGGUCUCCGAAUGCUCAGCCCGGCGACGAAGUGUUUGUCCUAAAGGGUAGCUUUGUCCCGUUCGUGCUCCGGCGGCGAGACGCUGUGGCUGCUGCAGGGUUUACUAGAGCGGAUGGGUCCAACUCGUUCCUCCUCGUGGGCGACUGCUACUUGCAGGGCGUCAUGGACGGUGAGGCUGUGCAGAAGUGGCCGGAGAGGAAGCAGUGCGUCUGGCUCUUGUAGCCUUUGUUCAUUUACGGAUCUCCUUUCCGUUUGUGAUAUCUCAAUUGGUUACGCUCCUGAUAUUUAACACAUGGCGCUAUAGGGGGGUUUUGGUCACUGUACUGAAGAUUGAUUGUUCUGCGAUGAGGGGGAGAAUUUGUGGGUUUUUCUUGGAGUCUGUAACCUUAAAUAAUCAGGUUGCACACUAUUGUUCGAAUGUGUAACUGAGUUAUAUAUUGCUUACUAAUAAACGUUUAUUAUUCGAGAGCCAGAUUAUGAGAAUUGAAAGUACUUUAUAAGGGCAUUAUAUAUUAGCUAUAGUUCUUGUAUUACUCUUUACUUAAACAUAAUCUAACUGACUUAUUAGCGUGCCCA